CGCUGAGGAAAUGGAGGAUGAGAAUUCAGGAAACCAGCCUCCAGCACAAAGUGGGCCCCCAAAUCCAAAGAAGAAUCCAAAGAGAAGGCAGCUGCAGCAUUCUGCUGAUAUAGUUUUCUCCAAAGGAUCUUCUAUCCAUACUGUGCCCUCGCUCAACAAAAUCUUGAAGGGUAUCACAGACUGUGUGAUUGGCCUUCAGUAUGUGUGGGAGUACCGCAGCCCCAGUAAAUCUGUCCCUCCACACUACCAGUGCAAACUGUGCGCCAUGGCCAGCUUGCAGCAUGACAUUGUUGACCAUGUGAAAGGCUGGAAACACUGCUAUAGAUACAUGAAAAAGACCCACCCUGACAAGAUUACGCAUGAGGAGGAAGAUGCCGUGAAAGACCCUGCUAUCAGAAAAUCCAUUAAAGAAGCUGCGGCUGAAUUUGAAAAGACGGAGGGGAGGGGACAAAUCAAGGUGAGCGGACAAAUCAAGGUGAUCCUCAGGGAGCCCUUUGACAUUCCUGCUUUUAAAGGACUACGCUCUGCUAUUCCUAAAGCCGGGCCUUCACCAGCUCCAGGAAUGGGACAAAUGGGGCCACCCUUUGGUCCCAGGUUCUCUGAAUCAAGAUUCCCAGGGGAGUUUCAUCCUGAUUAUCCCGUAGAUGAAUUUGGGGAGUCCGGCUUUGGAGGCUACUCCUCCAGGGAAGACUUUUCUGACUCUGGUAUGGAUCGGGGAAAUUUCAUGGAUAAUAUGGGUCGCGGUUCAGGUAGUGGAAGAGACACCUACAGAAGGAGUGGACUGCUGGAUGAACGUCCAAACAAAAUGUAUUCAGGCGAGUACCAGGGCAACCGGAUGGGUAGUAGCUUGAUGGACAGACCAAUGGACAGGCCGGGAUUAAUGGGGGCAGCUCCAGAAUCUAGCAGCCUUCCCCAUACUUUGCUCACAUACCUGGAUACUUUCAGGAUAGAGAAUGAGAGCGAUGCCCAGCUGGUGCUGAAGGUGACGCAGAAACUAACAGAUGUGCUGAUGGAGUAUCGACUCAGAAGUGUUUCAGGGGGGCCCAACAGCUUAUCAUUGAGUUCCACAAACUUCUCUUCACCCCCUAGAAUGCAAAGCAGUAGCAACCGAUUCUCAGGUGGCCUCUCAGGUCCAUCCCGAUACAAUGACGGUCCGCCCAGGUAUUACAAAUAAGAGAUGCAACAAGUCUGUCUUCUCAUCUUUCUGUACUACAUGCACAGGGGUCAUUGUCCAGAUGUUGAUUUCAUGUACUUUUGAAAAAAAUAUAUAUUUUCAUGCACUGGGUUUUCAGUCUUUUGCUGUCCUUGUUUUAAUUAUGUUUAUUUCUUCAUAAUAUGGCAAGAUUUAUAACGUGGAAGGAUUUACAUGUCUGCUGUUGUAUCCAGCAACUUUACCUGAUCAUUUUAGUUUAAGUUUCACAGCGAUUAAAAGCUAUUAAUGGACAUAAAGAUAUAUUUGUGGUUGAUUUCAUGUCCCCAUCAAAGUAUUUCCAGAUGCUGACGGAUCCUCUAGGUUAGGAAGUUGUAUUUGAGACCUUCCUUGUGCAGUAUCGGACACAAAUAACUAGCUCGAUUGGUUUCUUUUCAUCUUGAUGCAGGUUCUGAAAGUUCCAUCUUCCAUCCAACAGGGAUUUUUCCAUUGGCAGUUGUAUUUGGUGAAUAAAUAAACCAACAAAGUAUUUCAAGAUUUAUUUUAAACAGUACAAAUGAUUUAUGAACAGGAAGGUAUUAGAAAAGCGGAAUCAUGUUUCAUGCAAGAAAUGUUGCCACAAACAGAACUGGUCAAAAACUUGAAUGAAUAAAUGGAUGAAUGAAUAAA
This is a messenger RNA of Haplochromis burtoni (Burton's mouthbrooder), 1819 nucleotides long. RefSeq lists its product as uncharacterized. Lineage: Eukaryota; Metazoa; Chordata; Actinopteri; Cichliformes; Cichlidae. Gene Ontology annotation, cellular component: precatalytic spliceosome. Bases 11 to 1174 code for a protein of 387 amino acids. Gene Ontology annotation, molecular function: double-stranded RNA binding; single-stranded RNA binding. The record is from RefSeq and is a predicted model, not a curated record. The transcript has 11 exons.